AUGGGAUUCCCCUGGCUCUCGUUUCCCUGGAUCUCGUUUUCAGGCGUAUUUAUCUUCAGCGGACUUCUCGUCUUCCACUAUCGGUACCGGAUCCUGGCCUAUCUGCCCCCGCGCGUCCAGGCCCGUUUUGCCCAAUAUGCGCCAGUGCCCGACUUCGAGGCGGCCCAGUUAGCAGGCUUUGAGUCGAGCGAGUUCAGCAUCAACAACAACCUCACCCAGGACGACCAUCGCCAACUCGACAUCGACGAGGUCCGCCGGAUCAUGCUCCAAAAGAACUGCUCCUUCGACGAAGCGAGGCUUAUCCGCCACAAACGCCAUCUCAAGCGGAACGGAAUCGACCCAGUCACCGGCUUACCAACUGACAAAAAAGCUAUCACUUCGCUUGCUUGA
Molecule: messenger RNA, 390 nt
Organism: Puccinia triticina
Lineage: Eukaryota; Fungi; Basidiomycota; Pucciniomycetes; Pucciniales; Pucciniaceae
Exons: 4
Coding region: 1-390 (129 amino acids)
Source: RefSeq, a predicted model, not a curated record